AGUGGAGAAGUAAAUCACUUUUCCGGAUCUCUCUCCGAAAGGACAACGCAAUUUUCCGGCAGGGUUUGCAAAGGGAACGAAACGUCGGGUCACUCUUAUCCUCCAAAUCAUCAGGAGAGGAGACCCUCCCACUGCACGCCACGUGGCUCCCCCAACUCCGAAAGAGAGUCCCCCACAGGCGCACGUUAAUCUCCGCCGCCCUCGCCCCCUCCUUUACCGCCGCCUCUCUCUCCCCCUCUCCCCCCGCCCAUCUCCGCCGCCACCCAUCUCACUCUCUCUCUCUCUAUACUGCUCAGCAUGCCCCUCCUCCUCUCUCCCCCCUCCACCACUUGUCCCCAUGCCUUCCUCUCCCCGCCUGCCCCACCCAUGCCUCUCCCCCGCCUAAGCCCCCUCCACAUCAGACGCCGCCUCGCCUCCCUCGCCGUCGCCGCCGCUGUCCGCCAGGACACCAUCGUUUGGACUCCCGCCCUGCUCUCCGAGGUCGAGCCCGCCGCCGCCUCCCUCUUCCACAUCAGCGUCGACGUCUCCGAUUCUUCCGAGCUUGCCGGCUCCCACAACCGCCCGGGCCAGUACCUCCAGCUCCGCGUCCCUGAUGCACCCAAGCCUUCGUUCCUGGCCAUUGCUUCGCCGCCUUCCCUGGCAGCGUCCACUGGGCGGUUCGAGUUCCUGGUCAAGAGUGUGGAGGGCACGACUGCUGAGGCGCUCUGUGCAUUGAAGAGGGGGGAUGUGGUUGAGCUGAGUCCGGUCAUGGGGAAAGGAUUCGAUAUCGCCCGCAUCGACCCUCCCAAAGAUUACCCCACCGUCUUCAUCUUCGCCACUGGAUCAGGAAUCAGUCCUAUCAGGUCACUCAUUGAAUCUGGGUUCAGCGCGGACAAGAGAUCCGAUGUGAGACUCUAUUAUGGUGUCAGAAACCUCCAACGAAUGGCUUAUCAGGAUAGGUUUAAAACUUGGGAAUCUUCCGGUGUAAAGAUCGUGCCAGUACUAUCGCAACCAGAUGAUGGUUGGACUGGUGAAACUGGUUAUGUACAGGCAGCAUUUAGCCGAGCCAAGAAGGCUUUUACCCCUAUGUCCACUGGUGCCGUGCUUUGUGGGCAGAAGCAGAUGACUGAGGACCUAAGGGCUACCCGAAUUGGGGGACUGUGCAGACUGAAGUUUGGGGCUGCCUGUGACGAGUUGAGAUAAAGGAGCUAAGGAUAAGAUGAAGGGCAAUGUUUGUAUGGUGUUAUGCUUUCUAUGUAUUUGGUUCUAUGGUUUGUUAUU
Punica granatum (pomegranate) is the source of this 1260-nucleotide messenger RNA. Lineage: Eukaryota; Viridiplantae; Streptophyta; Magnoliopsida; Myrtales; Lythraceae. The record is from RefSeq and is a predicted model, not a curated record.